CUCAGACGGAGUGUUUUCUCCUCCUCUCUGCGCUGCUUCUGAUCUCUUUUGUUUGUUUGUUGUCUCUGUUUCCCUGGGAUCUUUUGUCAUGGAUGGCAACGGAUUGUCUGGAUUUCUCAAUCACUGCAAGGAUCUGUGAAAGGAACUGUUGAAUUUGCUGUUUAAGAGGAAAGAGGGGAAAAUCUGGAGUGCCAGAUCGUGGCAGAGUGAAGACGAAGGAUUCAGUUUGAGAUUCAUCAAAAUGUGUAAUAUUACUUCUUCAUCGAAUGACACCUGUUACACACAGAAUGCAGUCACUUACCAAGUCCUCUCCGGCGUGAUGACUGUGGAGUUCAUUCUGGGACUUCCUCUCAACCUGUCGGUGCUCUACAUCUUCAUCUUCAGGUACAAAUUCUGGAAGAAUAACAGCGUGUUCCUCUUCAACAUUGUGGUUGCUGAUUUUUUGCUGGUGGUCUGUAUUCCUGUUAAAAUUCACCACUAUCAGAACAAUCUGAGGCACAGUGAGGAUCAGGUUGUUUGCCGUCUGAUGCACUUCAUGCUGUUCCUCAAUCGAGGGGCCAGCAUCGGCUUCCUCAUCACUCUGUCCCUGGACCGCUACUUCAGCGUCGUCCAUCUGGGGAGGAGAAACUUUGUGAAGGUGCUGAAGAAGUCUCCACUGAUCUCUGUGCUUAUCUGGGUGUUCUUAGUGCCGCUCACCAUCCCCACGAUGCUAUCUUCCUUCGUUUGCUGCAACAGCCUUGGCCGAAUUAAAACCACAACUCUGGAGGUUUUUGCGGACACUUUCAGAGAGAUCGUCUUCUUCUCUCAAAUCAUCUUCCCCUUCAUCAUCCUCAUUUACUGCACAACUUGCAUCAUCAGUCGACUGAGGAGGAAAUCGAUUGGGGAAAAGGCCAAACUGAGGAGAGCCGUGUUCGCCGUCCUGUCUGUCGCCAUCGUCUUCUCCAUCUGCUUCCUGCCAUGCACGGUGGCUCGGCUGGCGCUGCUGAUCGUGAGGCUGAAACACUGUCAGGAACUGGAGGACGUGGUGGUCCAGGUGUACGACGCCCUCAUGGUUUGGUCCUACGCCGACUGCUUGCUGGACCCACUGGUUUACUGCUUCUGCAACUCGGGCUUUAAGGUAGCUUACGUCUCCACUUUCUUCCCACCACGUCUGAGGAAGAAACUGCUGAAGUCUCCCUCGGCCUCACCGAUGGUCACAACAACAGCAGCUACAAUGACAACAACUGUAGUCUCAGGGGCUAAACUGAUUUAAUUGCAAAUAAUGGAAAAAUGACCAUUAGUCAAUCUUUCUGGUUUAAAUGUAGCUAUCAUAAAAACUUGUCAACUACUCCUGCACCCAUAAACGUUUCUUCUCAGGAACAAAGCUUUAAAAUGUUCCCAUUAUUCUUCCUUGAAAAUGUUAAGAUAGGUACAUAGGAUAUAGAAAAUAUGUUACAUUACAUUUUUUGUAUAAAAUCAUUCAUAGAAAAUGAUUUUUGAGUGUGAU
This is a messenger RNA of Gambusia affinis (western mosquitofish), 1486 nucleotides long. Its product is annotated as hydroxycarboxylic acid receptor 2-like. Bases 242 to 1252 code for a protein of 336 amino acids. Gene Ontology annotation, cellular component: membrane. The transcript has 3 exons. Gene Ontology annotation, molecular function: G protein-coupled receptor activity. The record is from RefSeq and is a predicted model, not a curated record. Gene Ontology annotation, biological process: G protein-coupled receptor signaling pathway. NCBI's taxonomy places the organism in Eukaryota, Metazoa, Chordata, Actinopteri, Cyprinodontiformes, Poeciliidae.